Molecule: messenger RNA, 1684 nt
Organism: Conger conger (European conger)
Lineage: Eukaryota; Metazoa; Chordata; Actinopteri; Anguilliformes; Congridae
Gene: ncf1
Product: neutrophil cytosolic factor 1
Exons: 11
Coding region: 37-1272 (411 amino acids)
Biological process (GO): respiratory burst; superoxide anion generation
Cellular component (GO): cytoplasm; NADPH oxidase complex
Molecular function (GO): superoxide-generating NADPH oxidase activator activity; protein binding; phosphatidylinositol binding
Source: RefSeq, a predicted model, not a curated record
UUUUCACUCUUGCACGUCGUGUCUCUCAACCCCAGCAUGGAAUCCAUCUACAUUCUUCAUGUGGAGCUACUGGGAUUCGAGAAAAGGUUCUUCCCCAGCCAGCACCAUGUAUACAUGUUAUUGAUCAAAUGGAGCGACCUGUCAGAGAAGUUGAUUUACAGAAAAUACCCAGAGAUCCACACCUUUCAUAAAUCUCUGAAAGAGAUGUUCCCAAUUGAGGCCGGGGACAUCGAUGCCAAAGACAGGAUCAUCCCUUCCCUCCCAGCACCGAAGUGGUUCGACAAUCAGAAGACAACGGAAACGAGGCAGGGCACGCUGGCAGAGUACUGCCGUGACCUCGUCGCUCUGCCUCCGAAGAUCUCCCGCUCCCAGCUGGUGCGAAACUUCUUCCAGGUCCGACCUGAGGACGAGACCCCGCCCGCCCCACACCCGUAUAAAAAAAAUGAAACCUAUGUGAUGUCAAAGGACAGAGCCAGAGACAACAAAUCAGAGAUUACAGGUCCUAUUAUGCUGGAGACAUACAGAGUCAUCGCAGACUACAAGCACAGCUCUAAGCAUGAGCUCAGUCUGGAAGUGGGAGCCUUGGUGGAUAUUGUUGAAAAGACAUCUAACGGUUGGUGGUUCUGCCAGUGUGACUCGCGGCAGGGCUGGGUGCCCGCUUCCUACCUGGAGCCCCUGGAGGGGCCCGAAGAGGCCGAGGAGCCAGACCCCAACUAUGAAGGGGAGCUGUACAUCACCACUAAAGUCUACAACGCAGUGGAGGAUGACGAGCUGACUCUCGUUGUCGGGGAGACCGUAGAGGUCAUUCACAAACUGCUGGACGGCUGGUGGGUGGUCAGAAAGGGAGAGCUGACGGGACACUACCCCUCCAUGUUCCUGCUGAAAACUGGAGAGAAGAAAGGGCCAGGAAAUGAGAAGGGAGUUUUGAGGAGAGAGACACCGCCACCCAGGAGGUCCACAAUUCGCAAUGCCCAGAGUAUCCAUGCAAAGGGACGCAAGAAGAUCACCCAAGACACCUACCGCAGGAACAGCCGACGCUAUCUGCAGCAGCGCGGCCAACGCUCUGGCAGGGCCUCCACACAGCCCCCCCUGCUGGAACGGAAGAACAACAGCGAAAACAUCGCUCCCAAGACCGUGGCUACGAAGCCGAAGGAGGACCUCCCGGCGAUCCCUCCGCGUCCAAGUCCAGAGCUCAUUCUGGAGCGCUGCACGGAAGACACAUGCAAGAGGAUCAGCAUCCGGAAAGCAGCUGAGACUGAGAUCACCUCAUAGAAGGCUACUUCUAGUCCCCCCACAACUUUCAGAUCCUUUACAGAGCCCUUGUCUCAUAUGUUUGAGCCUAUAAGUACUUUUGCGCAACAUUAGGCAAUCCAGCGUUUACACAGCUUGUAUGUAGAUGUAUAUAUUUUUUCAAAGUAAUACUUGUGUAGGGUAAAGCUCAUUUGCAGUGAACAGGGCCUGUCGUUGUAGUAGGCUUACUAUCAUUUCCAGGAGCAAGGAAGGCUUUCCGCUGAAAAUGUAUUUAAAUAAAGCAAAUAAUAAUCUUUGAAUAAGCUAAUUCCUGCAGUAUAGGACCCUGUGGAAAUACUACUGUUUACAAAAUGUAAUUCUUUAUGAAUUGCAAUUCAUUUGUUUUAUUAAUGCCCUCUGUUGCUUACAUUUGAAAUAAAAAUGAUGUUCAGCA